Messenger RNA from Aspergillus alliaceus, 1664 nucleotides. RefSeq names its product major facilitator superfamily domain-containing protein. Lineage: Eukaryota; Fungi; Ascomycota; Eurotiomycetes; Eurotiales; Aspergillaceae. The coding region runs from base 135 to 1610 and encodes 491 amino acids. The transcript has 4 exons. The record is from RefSeq and is a predicted model, not a curated record. Gene Ontology annotation, cellular component: plasma membrane. Gene Ontology annotation, biological process: pantothenate import across plasma membrane. Gene Ontology annotation, molecular function: pantothenate transmembrane transporter activity.
UCGCCGGAUUCCCCUCAUUUUGCGUGAUCACUUCCCGACCCUUUAAAGGCCAUUCCCGGCCGACCUUAUGGCUGAUACAGGGACAGCUUCCUUCCCUGACAGAUGAAAGGGGAAGCGAAGCAAUAAUUACCGCCAUGGCUCGUCCGACCGUGAAUAAAAUCGCGACGAUCCUCUGGGGGAAAGAGCCGAUGGAUCGAGCCCUACUUUCAAAACUAGAUCUCACUCUGCUCCCAUAUUUUUCCCUCAUCUGGUUCCUCUUCGGCGUAACGCGAGCCAGCUACUCAUCGGCGUAUAUCAGUGGCAUGCGCGAGGCUCUGAACUUCCAAGGCAGAGACUACAACUACAUGAAUACCGCCUACCUGGUCGUCUACGCUGUCUGCCAAAUUCCCGGGACGAGUCUGUUGACUGUUGUGCGACCCAAAUAUGUUUUCGUCGCAGCCAACCUCACGUGGAGUGUUCUCACCCUCAUCACGUACAAAAUGACUCAUGCAUGGCAGGUUAUUCUGCUGAAUGCCAUUGAGGGUGGCUUCUCGGCGAUCGCCUAUGUAGGUGCACACUUCAUCUUGGGAUCAUGGUAUCGCAAGUCCGAGCUUGGCACUCGAGCGGCCGUCUUUUGCUGCUUCGGCCAUAUCGGCAGUAUGGCCGGCGGAUGGAUUCAAGCUGGGCUGCUGAAAGCAUUGGCUGGGAAGGGCGGGUUGCCCGCGUGGCGAUGGAUCUUUAUCAUCGUCUCGGUGAUGACGAUUCCAGUCGCUCUAUUCGGAUGGUUUUUCAUCCCCGACCUUCCGGUACAUCGCGCCGCAUGGUAUCUUAACCACGCGGAGAAAGAGCACGCCGCACGCCGACUGGGACGAUCACCCAAGCAGACGUGGGAUGGCACUGUCCUAAAACGAGUCUUGCUUAGCUGGCAAUUCUAUCUCUUACCUCUCAUCUUCAUGCUCUACUCCCUCUGCGUCCAAUCCCUAAACAACAACGUCAUGGCCCUCUGGAUGGCCUCACGAGGCUACACAACUAUCCAACAAAAUAACUACCCAACAGGCAUCUACGCAACCGCCAUAGUCGGAACGAUCUUCUACUCCCUCCUCUCGGACAAGCUCCAAUCCCGCUGGGAAUGCUCCAUCGCAAUUGGACUCACCUUCGUCAUCGGCAGCGCUGUCCUAGUAGCCAACCCCAGCGCCGACGUAGGCCACUUCUUCGCCUUCUACCUGCUCGGCACGACCUACGCGCCGCAGGCCCUCUGGUACUCAUGGAUGGCGGACGUAACAGGCCACGAUCUGCAGCUGCGAGCCAUCACGACGGGGUUCAUGAACUCGUUCGACUUUGCUUUCGUCACUUGGUGGCCGUUGAUAUUCUAUCCGGUCACCGAUGCGCCGCAUUUCGAGAAGGGAUACAUCGCCAGCUUGGUUACGGGCGCGCUGACCAUUCCCUUCAUUGGCCUUGUUGCAUACUUAGAUCACAGGGACACCCUGAGGGGCGUUAUUGGACGGCUUCCGGAGCCGGUGGAGGAUGUCGUAGAUGAGGAUGUCAGGCCUGUUCGUGAGACAGAUGAGACAGAUGAUCAUCCUGAUGAUCCGCUGCAUGCGACAGAGGUCACGGUAGCGAGUAAGGUGUAAUGGGAUAUGUAACCCCCAGUCAAUCCAUACCAUAGACAGAUAUAUAGAUCAAAA